AUGACGGGGAACGAAGCAGAGCCUAACCAAGACUACGAUCUCGACAUUCCAAUCAACUCAACCUCCGGACUUCGCCAAGGUCUAACCUCGUACGGCGACGCCCACUUUUCUCUAUUCCUACGCAAAGUAUUCAUCAAAGCACUUGGAUACUCCGAGGAUUCUCUCUCAAGACCCAUUAUCGGUAUCAUCAAUACAUUCUCCGGCUUCAAUCCAUGCCAUGCCAAUGUACCGCAGCUUAUUGAGGCCGCCAAGCGGGGCGUGCAGCUUAAUGGAGGGCUGGCAAUUGAAUUCCCGACCAUCAGUGUUGCCGAGUCGUUCUCGCAUCCGACUAGUAUGUUCCUGCGGAAUUUGAUGAGUAUGGACACGGAGGAGAUGAUUAAGGCGCAACCAUUGGAUGCUUGCAUUAUGAUUGGAGGAUGUGACAAGACGGUUCCUGCACAGCUGAUGGGUGGGAUCUCUGCCAAUAAACCCAUCCUCCCUCUUAUCACUGGCCCUAUGCUUCCAGGUAGUCAUCGUGGGAAAAGAAUCGGUGCAUGCACUGACUGUCGCAACAACUGGGCUGCUUUUAGAGCUGGUGAAAUUGAUGUUGAGGAGAUUUCGGCUAUCAAUGAAGAGCUUGCUCCUACGAUUGGAACUUGCGGUGUCAUGGGAACUGCGAGCACGAUGGCCUGCAUCACUGCAGCGCUAGGAAUGAUGCCUCUCCGAGGUGCAUCUGCUCCAGCAGUAUCAUCUGCUCGACUAAGAAUUGCAGAAGAGACUGGUGCAAACGCUGUGGCAGUAGCCAAAGCGGCAAGAAAGCCACAAGAAGUUUUGAGCAAGGAAUCCUUCUUGAAUGCCAUCACGGUACUUCAAGCGAUUGGAGGGUCCACGAACGCAGUAGUUCAUCUGCUAGCUAUUGCAAACCGACACCCCGAUCUCCAAGGUGUCAUAACAUUGCAGACAUUUGAAGAAAUUGGAAAGAAGACCCCGCUUCUGAUUGAUCUCAAGCCCAGCGGAGAUAAUUAUAUGAAUGAUUUCCACAAUGCCGGUGGCAUGUUGGCGCUUCUGCAAGUCCUUCGACCGCUGCUUCAUUUGUCCGCCCAGACUAUCAGCGGCCAGACACUGGGUGAGGUCUUGGAUGCGUCGAAAUCGAAGCUCUCAUUCGCACAGGAUAUCAUUCGACCGCUUUCGAAUCCUCUUCACCCGUCGUCUUCUCUGGCUAUUCUUUAUGGCAACCUCGCGCCAAAUGGAGCUGUGAUCAAAGCAUCUGCUUCAAAGGAUCGAUCUCUCCUCUCACACACUGGAUCGGCUGUUGUAUUCGAGAAUUCUGCAGACCUAGCUCUACGGAUUGAUGACCCGGAUCUUCCUGUGACAAGGGACAACGUGUUAGUGCUCAAAGGCAUCGGCCCAAUCGGAAACCCGGGGAUGCCAGAAGCAGGUUUAAUUCCAAUACCCAAAAAGCUAGCUGCUGCUGGCGUCAAGGAUAUGCUGCGAUUAUCGGAUGGUCGGAUGUCAGGUACUGCAGGAGGUACCAUCGUACUGCACAUUUCACCGGAGGCGGCGGUACCCGAUUCUCCGUUCGGGAUUGUUGAGACCGGAGACUUGAUUAUCUGCGACAUUGAAAACCGUAGGCUUCAUCUUAACAUCUCAGAUGAUGUAUUGCAAGCUCGUAUCUCACAGAGAAAGCAAGUUUUGCAGAGUGGGGGUGGUCCGGUACAGUCGAGGAAGCAGCGCAGAGGAUAUCGCGGGUUGUAUGAGCGGCUAAAUCCCUUGCGCGUCAGCGACGCGUCUCCGACAUGGAGCAUUGAUGCUCCAGACUAUUCUAUCUCGAAUUCCACUCGCGCCAUGAGCUCUGACGCCAUUCGCCCUCGUGGCCGGCCGGCUCACCCUCCGGGCCCGACAGUAUUGGCAUACACCCCCGACGGCCGACGAGUCAUUACCGGUGGAUCAAAUCAAGCGAUUCGUAUCUAUACGGUCGGCGAGGAUGGUGAACCAAAAACAGUGGACGGAGCCAUUGAUGGACACUGUGCAAUUGGCGCCACGAAUACAUGCUUUCUCAUGGGCGCGGAAGAUGGAACGGUCUGGCAGUACGACGCCGUGACUGGUCAGCAGGGCCUCUUGCUACUACGAUGCGCAUUGCCGAUUCGAGAUAUUGCGGUGUCUAGAGAUGGCGAGUGGGCCGCAGUGGCCAGCGACGAGCUUUCGGUCAAGAUUGUCAAGAUAGAUGACAUGACUCAGACGAAAUACCUCCGGGAACAAGAGAAAGGGGCAAAGCACGUCGCAUUCGACCCCAAUGGCCGUUACGUGGCUGUUUCCGACAUUAACGGCAAACUCUACAUCUAUUCUCUGAACGAGGAAGAGCCAGAGCUGGUGCGCAAACUUGACGGUGUCAUCCAGGCACUUGAGCCGGAAAAGGAGGCGACGUCCAAAGCUGUGUGGCACCCCGACGGCACCGCAUUUGCCGUGGCAGAAGCAACCAGGGAUAUUUCCAUCUACUCAAUUUCGGAGUGGAAGAAGGAGAAGUCUUUUGCUGGAGGACACACGGGCGACAUCACUGCUCUGAGCUGGUCCCCAAAUGGAGCGCUUCUGGCAUCUGCGGGCGCCGAUGGGCAGAUUGUGCUUUGGGAAAGCAAGACACAGAAGAUCCUUCAGCACUUCGAAUUUGCCAACGUUAUCAACAUUGCGUGGCACCCAAACAAGAACUCCCUGUCAUUUACCAACUCGGAUGGAGAGCUCUUCAUUUAUGACAACUUUGUUCCUAGGGAUCAGGAGGCUCAGCUCGCAAAGCCUCUGCAAGCAGCUCCCAUCUUUCCCGGUCCCUUGACCGAGAUCUCUACCAACGCUAGACAGACGUUGGCUGACCGAUCUCGGGAUGCAAUCAAGCGUGCGGCACGAGCAGGCACCCCCGACUCCUUGGAUGAUAUUCUAGGCGAAGAUGAGGAGAUGGCUGACUUUGUCGAGGAUGACGAUGGAGCUGGAUACGCCGAAGAGCUCAAUGCAUUCGGGAAGCGGCCCAAUGGUCACCUGGAUGCAAUCGAUGGCCCAGAGAGCAAGAGGGCUUUCUCAGGCUCUGUGCAGGUCAAAGCUCACCCACCUCUCCAGCCCGGCAGUACACCAUGGGCAGGCAAUCGACGAUAUCUCUGUUUGAAUCUGACUGGUGCUGUCUGGACUGUUGACCAGGAGACACAUCAUACCGUGACUGUCGAGUUUUAUGACCGAGAGGCCCACAGGGACUUUCAUUUCACAGACCCAUAUCAAUAUGACAAGGCCUGCCUUAACGAAAACGGUACGCUUUUCUCCAAUAAUCCCGAAGAUGGCCCUGCUUCAAUCUUCUACCGACCACACGAGACAUGGACAACGCGAGCGGACUGGCGGACCACCUUGCCAGAAGGCGAGGCAGUUCGAGCUUUGGCACUCAGCGAAUCUUACAUUGUCGCUAUCACAUCAAAGGACUAUGUGCGGGUCUAUACACUCUUUGGAACACCUUUCCGAGUGUACCGACAAAAGAGCCAGGCCGUGACAUGCUCUGCUUGGCGGGAUUAUAUCAUGACCAUUGGCAAUGGUCCUGUGUCAGCUGAUGGCCGACAGACCACUUUGCAAUACACAAUUGAGAAUGUCAAGCGUGACGAGAUCUGCCAAAAUGAAGAUGUGGUCGCCCUUCCAUCAGGAGCUCAACUUCAGAGUGUCUUCUUCUCUGACAUGGGAGAUCCUUGCAUUUAUGACACAACAGGCACCCUUUUGGUGCUGCAGCACUGGCGCACGACUGGCCAGGCACGGUGGGUGCCUCUUCUGGACACCAAGCGACUCGCCCGUCUUGCCGGCGGCCGCAAAGAAGAGACAUACUGGCCCGUGGCUGUUGCCCAGGACAAGUUCCACUGCAUCAUUCUCAAGGGUGGUGACAAAAACCCAUACUUCCCCCGGCCGCUACUCAGCGAGUUCGAUUUCCAGCUCCCUAUCUCCAGUAAAUCGGUGAAUGAGUCGAACGAUGAUGCCGCCGCUGGGAACGAAGUCUCCCGUUUCGAGGAAACAUUUGUGCGCGGUAGUGUUCUUCUGUCACUCUUCCGCGACCUGCUGGCUUCGACCAACGCAACCUCGUCUCAACGAACCGAGUUGGCGCGCAAGGAGCUGGAUAUCGACAAGACGCUGCUGCAAAUGCUGGCCAUUGAAUGCAGAGAAGGCGAAGACCGUGGUAUGAAGGCAUUAGAACUCGUGAAUCUGAUGACCGACCGGAAUGGCAAGAUGAUUGAGGCAGCGGCCAAGGUCGCUCAACGCUAUGGACGUGGCGUGUUGGAAGACAAGAUCCGAGAUCUGGCUGAACGACGCGUGAUGGGCAUGGGUGAUGAUGACGAACUGGCUUGA
Molecule: messenger RNA, 4338 nt
Organism: Penicillium maclennaniae
Lineage: Eukaryota; Fungi; Ascomycota; Eurotiomycetes; Eurotiales; Aspergillaceae
Exons: 10
Coding region: 1-4338 (1445 amino acids)
Biological process (GO): intracellular protein transport; vesicle-mediated transport
Cellular component (GO): membrane coat
Molecular function (GO): protein binding; structural molecule activity; hydro-lyase activity
Source: RefSeq, a predicted model, not a curated record